AUGGCUUCGCAAGGCGAGCAUCACGUCCACCUCGAUGCAACCGCAGGCCGCGAGGUUGUAUUCUGCCACGCCUGCUCCCACGAGUGGUAUCGUGACGAUCACGGCUUGACGUGUCCGGAAUGUCACGGGGAGAUCACCGAGAUUAUCGAUCCCGACAACGAUCCUCGCGACCUUGAACACCGUUCUUCUGCCUCCACCUCGCCUGAAAUUGGCCCGUUUCGAUACCACGAUGACGACUCCGAUCCGGAAGAAGGCAAUAUCGAUGAGCACCUCGGGCCGCAUGGCUUUGGCUUUCGGCGCAGUGUUCGGGAUGGUCCGGACCCGCACCACCAUAAUCCUGCAGUCGACCCAGUUCUCGAGCGUUUCCUCGACAUGAUCCAGGGGUUUGCUCCCUCUCGAAGACCUGGUGGACCCGGUGGCUCAUUUCCUUCAAGUCCCGGUGAACGACCUGGUGAUCAUGACCCCUUUGCACCCCGCAUACAUCGGACAACCUUCACUUCUGGGCCCUUUGGGGGCGGCACAACAUCUGUGACCAUUGUGUCAGGGCCGAUCCAAGGAUCGCGAGGUGGUCCUCCCAUGCCAGGCGCCGACCCAUUCCAAAUGCUCUUCUCAAAUAUGAUGCGUGAUAUUGGGCCACCGGGUGAGGGCAACCAAGGAGGCGAUGAAGGGCCUGGGGGAGGACCACCUCCUGGAUUCGCUCGAAGCCUGCACGACAUUCUAAGCCUCCUUAACCCCGCGAAUGCCAUGGCUGGCGAUGCUGUCUACUCUCAAGAGGCUCUGGAUCGGAUCAUAACUGGACUGAUGGAGGCAAACCCUCAGUCAAAUGCCGCUCCGCCAGCCACAGAAGAAGCUCUCCGGAAUUUGGAGCGGAAACCAGUGAAUAAGGAGAUGCUGGGAACUGAGGGAAAGGCGGAAUGUACUAUUUGCAUUGACGAGAUGAAGGAGGGUGACAUGGCUACAUUCCUGCCAUGUAAGCAUUGGUUCCACGAGGAUUGCGUUGUUCUGUGGUUGAAAGAGCACAACACUUGCCCGAUUUGCCGCACUCCGAUCGAAAAGAAUGAUCCCAGCGGCAGUAACAAUAACGCCAGCAACAACAACAAUAGCGGCAACAAUAGCAGCAACCGACCUCAAGGACCGCCGUCGGGACAGAGUUCAGGUCGGCCGAGUCCAUUUGGACCACCCCCUGGAUUUGGAGGAGGUUCGGGCUGGUUUUCUGGGGGCUCACCCGGCUGGGGAGGAUCCGCUGAAAAUGCUGGUGGUCCCCCGUCAAGGCCUGUUCGAUACUCACGCCCUCCAAGCCAGAGUCAAAGUCGUCUGAACGAGGCUUUACGGAAUAUCUCGUCGAUGCAACGAGAGCGGGAGCGUGAUCGUGACCGAGAUCGAGAUCGGGGAACAUCAUCUGGAUUCAGUUACGAUACCUCCCGUAUGCAGAGGCGUAGUUCGCACUCUCCCACAAGUCCCCGAGCGACGGCCCCUGGUGAGCAUGGAGCGCGGAUGAGGCAGAGAAGUCCUUCAGAAAGCAGUCGGCGGACGGAAGAUUCGGAUCAACGGCGGCAAGGCCACGGACCCAUAAGCUGGCUCCGUGAUCGGUUCGGCAGCGGCUCCGGUAAUGGGUCGCCGCGCGACGGAAGACGACAGUAG
This is a messenger RNA of Fusarium keratoplasticum, 1641 nucleotides long. Its product is annotated as RING-type domain-containing protein. The coding region runs from base 1 to 1641 and encodes 546 amino acids. The record is from RefSeq and is a predicted model, not a curated record. The transcript has 3 exons. Lineage: Eukaryota; Fungi; Ascomycota; Sordariomycetes; Hypocreales; Nectriaceae.